Leishmania braziliensis MHOM/BR/75/M2904 is the source of this 432-nucleotide messenger RNA. RefSeq lists its product as hypothetical. Bases 1 to 432 code for a protein of 143 amino acids. The transcript has a single exon. The record is from RefSeq and is a predicted model, not a curated record. Lineage: Eukaryota; Euglenozoa; Kinetoplastea; Trypanosomatida; Trypanosomatidae.
AUGGGCACAUACCUCUCCCUCCUGAUACACAAGCGACCAAGAGAGUGUGUGUCGUCCGAUUCAUCCAUCGCAGACGACUGCAGUGCCUCCGAUGCGGCGCCUUUUUCACCCUCCUCUCUCUCAUGCCUGCUCCUGAGCUUGCGAUAUCGCUGCGCUUCACCAGACCGUAUUGGGUCGGAGGUGUGCCGCUACAUUGCUGAGGAUGGGGCGAUGCGCCGCACGUACGGCUGUCAUGCACACAUCUACGAGACGGACACUGCGGAUGAGAGCCACGGCGUGGCGCUGGCGUGGCGUGUCGACGAAUUUGCUGCGCCUUUGUCAGCGCUUUCCCUUCUUUCGCUGUGCCGCGUGGCUAACAGCUGCCGCAAGAAGACCCUGGUGACCACGCCAAACGGCGAGGCAGUGGUACUGGCCUACACUGCUGUUCUGUAA